This is a messenger RNA of Pomacea canaliculata, 10954 nucleotides long. RefSeq lists its product as uncharacterized. The transcript has 63 exons. The coding region runs from base 571 to 9396 and encodes 2941 amino acids. Gene Ontology annotation, molecular function: protein binding; calcium ion binding. Gene Ontology annotation, biological process: signal transduction. Lineage: Eukaryota; Metazoa; Mollusca; Gastropoda; Architaenioglossa; Ampullariidae. The record is from RefSeq and is a predicted model, not a curated record.
AUGGUAACGACGCAAGAAAGCUUAAGAGUGUGGUUAAAUGAGAAGUUUUUAUUUUAUAUUUUUUAAGAUAUUAGCAUUAACUUAUACAAAGAAAUGAAAUGGAAUAAGUAUACAAAAUAAAAAAUAACUCAAUAACUACUCUUUCGAGUUUCAAGAGUUAACUCAAUUACCCAGCCUGCAAAACUAGUUUGUUAAUAGUAGUUGGCCCCACUACAAUAGUGUAUGUACUGUCGAUCGAUCUCUCUAUACAUAAUUAUAUAUGCUGUCUACAGCCAGCUAAUCAAGAUCGAAACUUGAUUGUAAGUGUACCCGUGUUCCAAUGAUAUUCUGAUUGCUGGCGUUCAGUGGAUUAGGUGAUAUAUAUUAGCCUGCCCGGCACUAUAGUUUGUCUUUACUUGAUAUUUUAUUUUGUUUCUGAUCUGUGCUGUUGACUAUAGACAGUAAUAACAGUAAUUAGUUUAUGUCUGCAUGGACAGUUCAUGAACAAUUAUUGAAUCAAACAGCAGUCGGGAUCGGGCAUCUUUACAUUAGGUUGAUAUAUACUAUCCUGAAUUUACAACUGAUGAUAAAAUGAAAAGGGUUAUGAAUAAUAUGGAACUGCAUGCGGCAUCUGCCGCAAAAGCAAAACUACAGGAUCAGGAACAACCUUCCAAAGAAGAAGGACCUCAACCUUCGAUUGGAAUAAGGGCGCAGGACCUUAUUGUCUCGAAGCGUAAAUUAAAACACGUAGAUCGCAAGGAUGUUUUUGAAACAGCUACGUUGGACAAAACAGGUCUCUUUAACAAUGGUGAAGGAAUAACUGAAAAUAUGGUGGAAUUUCUGCCACUGCACAUUGCCAGACACAACAUCAUAACCACAAAUCUGACCAAUGAUCUCGUCACACUUAAUUUCUCCGGAGUUGAGAUGCUAACAGAUGCUGUGUUCUUUAUCUUAUCUUAUACCAACACCACAUUUCGGUCACUCAAGAAGCUGAUCUGCUCAGGGUGCUGUCAUCUUACUGAUCUUGGGGUCACAUGGAUUGCUAGAAUGGCCCCUGAACUCAGGAUGGCAGAGCUGGAAGGGUGUUCUAAAGUGACAGAGAAAGGGCUACAUGCUUUAUGCAAGAACUGCCCUCAUCUUCAGAAUCUUAGCAUUGUUGCAACAAAUGUCUGCAGAAUCCCCCAUGAAAUAGGAAAGACAGAAGUUUCACAUGGCAGCUUGCGCGCACAUGGUGCUCCAAUAAUUUCAUCUGACCUCUAUCUCCAUGAAAAGGCAAACAAUACCAGCACAAAGUCAGACAGUGAAGAAAAGAAGCCAAGUGGCAGAUGUCAGAAUAUUCCUGUAUUCAAGAUGGUUGUUCUUCGUGAUGAGAGCAUGACAAAAACCUUCAAAGACAUGGUUAUUAAGACUGAAGACAAUUGUGCGGCUUUACCUGCAAUACUUGUCUGGGAAUCAUGGCAGCCCAAGACUUUGAAUGUGGAAGACCUAGAUGUAAAAGUUAACAUCACAGAAAUUGCAGCUCAGAGCCCUCUUCAAGAUACAGUAAUUAGUCCUGGAAGCAUUGUCAUGAUUGUCUACACUGUUCCAAGCAAUGAAGAAAGUGAGAAGGUUGGUCACAGACUAGCAGAAACCAUUGGUUCAGUUGUUGCUAAGCUGUUUGUGCAACUACUGCCAAGUAUGGCACUGCAGUUUCCAGAUGUAGUGAUGGUCACUUUAGGGCUGAAAGCAUCUGAGAACUUAUCAUCGGGUGUCCAUGAAGCCAUCAUUAAAACACUGACAAACUGGAGCAAGGCUAUCAACAAUGACAUCGAGUUUAUUGUCAGGAAAUCUUGGCAUAUGGAGAACAUAGACUUCAAUGGACAACUGUCUAUCUCUGCUAUGGGACAAGCGCACGAAAAACUUAAAGAACUGAUAGCAACUGAUUCAAACUUUCUUAUUAUGCUAUCUUGCAUGCCAGGACAUCUUUCGGUGGCACUGGCUACAUGCUUGACAGCAGCCAUUCAGAGUGUCAAGGCCAACUUCCCAUGGAUCCAUGACCCAGUGGAUAAUUCAUGUUUUCAGCUGAUGGAUUUGCUCCCCAUAAAACCCUUAACUUCACUGCACCAAGAAUAUCACUGUAUGAACAAGAAUGUCAGAAAGCAGUUCCACCAUAGACAGGCAUACCCCUGCAUGCGGAAAAUUGUGGAUUUAAUGGCACAAUGUGGCCAUGCCUUGUACCUGCCAGGAUCAAGAGAUGACCUGUAUGUCACUGAUCUUCAGGGAUACUCUUCAUUAAUCUGUGCCUUUUCUGAGACGAGACCUCCUGUGUCAGGCAACUUUUCUUGUCUUGGUGGUCUGACAUCAUUUUGGAAUAAAGCGGCAGUGGCAGAGUUUUUGAAAAACCACAGUGCAGAAAUAAAGGUGGAUGACUUUAUAAAGUUGACAACAAAACAGGCAUUGGUCUUCCCUCUUCGAUCAACACCCAGUCAGAAGCCUCCCAUAGAGGAAGGUAGCAUCAACACGAAAUCCUCUGACAGCAACUUCUCUGAGAUGGUGUUCAUUCAUAUUAAAGAUUUGCCAAUUACCCACCCAGCCUUGGAUCAGCUAUGGCCAGACACGAUUCCACCCAACACCCUUCAUGCUAGCCUGUUCCACACCAUCUUUCCUGGUCUACCACCAUCUGUCCUUUUACAUGUCUUCAGGCAUAUUGUGAAAGUGAUCAAUCCCAUGCUUGUGUGGAGGACAGGACUCCUACUUCGACAAGGACCUGUUGAUGUUCUUGUCCAACUUUGGUACACAAAUCUUGAGCAUCAAGAAUCAGCACUCAGUCAAGAGUCUUCCACAUCCAGCCUGCAAGGCUCCCCUGUGCUUGUGAUCAGUGGGAGGCUACCCAUGUUGCCUUCACAGGAACCAGCAGCUAGACUGAACAACAACAAGUGUUUAUGGGGAGCUUUGCAGACAGUCUCUGUGAUCACUGAUUAUGUUUUCCGCAAACACAACAUUGCCACACAUGUCACCGUACCUUGUGAUCAGUGCUGUGAAGGCAACCUUAAACUGGCUUUAAAAAGGGAAUCAGUUUUUCAUUUUGUCUACUAUGCCACAUUUUCUGCUGAUGAAAGGGGCUCAAUGUGUAAGAUUCACAAAGUCAAGCCCAGCAUUGAAGAAAAAUGUGGCCCUCAAUAUCCAAGCAUAGUUCCAUUCCACAACUAUGUCUACCUACAAGCUGCCAACCAGAGAUUUAAUCAGCUGAAGACAGAUGGUCAUUUUAGGCAUCCAGAUACCAUCCAAAUAUGCUUUCUGUGUUGUGAUGGCAUGAGCCUUCUCUGUCAUCACUGUCACAUCUGCUCCAGGUGCAUCAGAUACUUAGCAAAAUGUGAGUCUUUCAUCAAGCCUGGGUUUGUUCGCGUCAAUUCAGUUAUCAAACAUGGAGUGCAGUCAGAACCAAUGGCUGACCCCGAAGCUGAAGCAAGUCACAUUCAAACAACUGUCACUGGUCCUCUGCUGAACAUGAAGAAAAAUCAAUCUGUGACCCUGAACCAGCCUUUGACACCAGUUUAUUUCAAUAAAGCCAGUAUCAGGAUUCUUCGAGGCUACCACUUCUCUGUGAGAGGGGACUUACCAAAUGGUCAAUUCUUCGAGUUCCAAGGACCUACAGGCACUUUCUUAGACACACAAGGCAAUUCAAAGACUCAAGCUGACAUAAAGUGCUGUCUGGGCAAUGUCCUAUCUAUCUGCAUGCAGUUCUCAGAGAUGCCUGGAAAGAGUGAUGUUUCAUUAUACUUGAAUGGACUGGAAAUCAGCAAAGAGACAGUAGAUGGAUGGGAAAUUCAGUUAACUAUCAGCAAAACCAUUACUGGUUUAACUGCACUAUGUAUACCUGGAGUUAAGAACUCCUGGCAGCUAGCAAAAAGGUCUCAAUUCUUCCCAGGCAAUACUGUGGAGAUUCUUCAAAAAGAAAGUUCUGUUAUCCUACCUGGACUUGUCACUGCAGCUGAACAUAAAAGGACACAGUUUAUAGUGUCUCCCACUGGAGAAAAUAUCAGCUUCAAUUCUAAGAGGAUUCGGCCAAGAGGUUAUGCAGAGCUCAAGCAGAAAGAAAUGAGUGGAAAUUUUGCAGAUCUUGAAGCUCCACCAAACACACUCAAAGAACCCCUGCCACUUUGGAAAUUUCAAGAGCAACACUUUCUGGAUUGCCUAGAGGAGUUGUUGAUGAAGGUCAAUGAUUUGGAUGAACUGAUUGCUCCAUGCACUGAUAUCAUAUCUCCUGCAGUAUUGUUUGCAGAGAUGGAGAGCAAGAAAGACUUAGUGGAAAAGGCUCUUUUUCAGGAUGGGCACGUGGACUUUAAUGGAACAGCUAUGGUCCUUCUGCCCUCUUACCUGUCAGUAAAAGAUCUGGCCUUCAUUCCUUUAAAUCGCUUAACACACGAGCUCUGCGCACACCCACUCUGCUACAUCCGUGGUGACAUCAACAGUGUGAUGUCUGUACAACCUACAUACAACCUACCAUCACAAGUGGAGUGUUUUCGCAUUGUGCAUUUGCUCAACAAUCCAGGUUUUCCAUUUCCUAUGGAAUCAGAAACCUCCUUCCGUCCACUGAUCUGGGCAUGGGCAUUAAUGUUGCUACACCUACAGAAGGAAGGUCUGAAAAAUUAUGACCAUCUGUUGGAGAAUUUUUCUGAUAUGGAGAUUUCAUCCCUUGAUGAGAUCUGGAAGGGACUGCGUCAGAUGGUCUCAGUGCUGGCUUUCCUGCUUUACCUUUCUUUCAAAGAUCAGCUGUCCCCGUAUUAUUUUCAGGAGUAUGAGACUGUCAAAGAACAUGCAGCAAAUCUUAAGAGCAAACUCAGAAUGCAAAUGGGAGAUGUGGCUAGUCAAGAGCUUGAGAUUAGAACCAUGGCUUUCACCAGUGAUGAACUGCUGAUGUGUACUGGCCACUCAUCAACCUGGCAAGCUGGUCAAGGUCUCACAGAGGUAUCCAAGCCAUUUCUUACUCAUUACCCACAGUUCAUCUACUCACUGAUGUUAAGCAAUAAUCAGCUGAAAGCUAUUCCAGGAAGUGUUUUUACAUCACUGUACAAUAUCAAGGAUCUGGACCUCAGUGAUAAUUUGCUUGAAGUCCUGCCAGAGGAAAUUGGGCAAUGUCAGUUCCUUCAAUCUUUAGCAUUAGACAAAAACUUCUUGACAGCUCUGCCAGAUUCUUUGGAGAACUGCAAGAACAUGCGGCGCUUGGAUAUAAGCAGAAACCAUUUCAAAAAAUUUCCUAAGGUGGUGACAAAACUGACUUCACUACUGCGCCUCUAUGCCCAAAGCCUUCAGCUGACAUUCUUACCUGAUGAUAUUGGCAACCUUUCUAACCUACAAAAUUUAUAUGUGAAUGGCAAUUGCUUCUCUUUACUGCCAUCUUCAAUCACAAAACUUCAGAAAUUAAAGGAUCUGAGUUUGAAUGGUGUACCAUGGUGCAAAGUUAGAGCUAACCAGCUUCUGUCCAAAGAACACUUUGAAAACAUGAUGACAGAGCAGAACUUAUCUCGUUGGCUGGAUGCGAAUAACCAGAGCAAAGCAGCUAUUUUCCAACUCUUUGAUGAAGAUGCCAAUGGAACCCUGGACCCAAAGGAGAUUGGGAAACUCAAUGCAACAAUUUUCACUAUUUUUCCAAGAUUUGGAUAUGUCAGUUCAGAGCCACCAAGUGAUGAAACACCCUCUGGAUUUCCAGAAGAAAUCCUAUCACUGGAAGCUUUAGAGUAUCUGAGUCUACAGUAUCAGGGAAUUGUGGGUGUGCCAAAUGGCAUCCAGAGACUGUCCAAACUCAGUGUCCUCAAUGUCAGUCAUAACCCUAACCUUCUGUCAGUGUCAGCUCACGCUGGCAAUCUGCCAUUGAAACGCUUGGAAAUGGAUGAAUGCCCACUGCUUAAGACUCCACCCAAGGAAAUCAGAGCUAAAGGAUUCUUCAGCUGCCAUGCAUAUCUAAAACGUCUGCUCAGUGGGUCUGUAGACUGCAAACGCACCAAGUUAAUGCUGGUUGGACUUGGAGGAGCUGGCAAAACCAGCUUAGUAAAGGCUCUCAUGAGUGAUACAGAUAAGGCUGACAUGAACAUUGGUGAAGAGAUCACCGAUGGCAUUGACAUCCAUCCAUGGAUUGUUGAUACAGAGGAAGGUCCACUAAAGUUCAGUGUGUGGGACUUCGCUGGGCAGACAGUAUAUUAUAAUACACACCAGUUCUUUUUGUCGGACCGGGCUGUGUACUUAUUAAUGUGGAACAUCCGACUUGGGCAUGAGCAUGCAGGUCUUGACUUCUGGCUGAGCUCCAUUUCUGUCCAUGCCCCAAAGGCUCCAAUCUUUGUUGUUGGGACACACGUUGAUCAGGUUUCCAAGGUAGAAUUGCCAACAAAAGAGAUGCAGAAGAAGUAUAAUCAGAUUGUUGGGUUCUUCUUUGUGUCAUCUUUUACUGGUCAGGGUAUAAAGAAUCUGAAAGAAAAAGUUGUAGAAAUAACACUCCAGCAGCAGUACAUGGGUGAGAAGAUACCAGGAGUGUGGCUUUCAUUUGAAGACAACAUGAAAAGAAUUGCUGACCGCAGUGUAAUACCAUACAGUGAACUGGAAAAGAUUGCAAAUCAGUCUGGCAUUUUUGAAAAAUCUGAGGUGGUCCAGGCAGUGCAGUUUCUUCAUGAGCUGGGCUCCUUGCAGCAUUUUACAAAAGAAUUUUUGAAGGACCAGGUUGUCAUUAAUCCUCAGUGGAUUGUUGAUGUUAUGGCAUGUGUAGUGUCUGUGAAGGAUUCUCCAAUAAAGGAUGGUAGACUAAAACAUGAGGAUAUUAGUACAGUGUGGAAAGACUACCCAGUUCAUCUGCAUUCCUGGCUGUUGAGACUGACAGAAGAGUAUGACCUGACAUUUCCUCUUGGUGAUGAGAAAGUGAAUCUUGUCCCUUGUCUACUGACAGAAAAGGAACCAGAGUUUGAAUGGCCAGAGAUUGAAAAAGGCAGUGAAGCAAGGGAGACUAAAAUGGUGUACAAGUUUCAUUAUCUCCCUGCUGGUCUUUUUAAUCGAGGGCAGGUUCGUCUACAUGAAUUUAGUGAUGGAUCACUGAUCUGGAAACGAGGUUCAUACCUGCACAAAAAUGGACAUUUGUGCCUUGUCAGACAGAGCAGGGAUUCAGAGUUGCUGGUUCAAGCACAGGGACCACGACCAGACAACAUUUUGUUUCUUGUGCAUGAAGUAUAUGAGGGGCUUAUUCUAGAGUCUUUUCAAGGAGUCACUUAUGACUAUCUCAUACCUUGUCCUGAGUGUCUGAGACUGAUGCUGAAAGAUCCACAUAUGUUUCCUGCCUCCAUUGUGCGACGUGCUGUAGAGUUGAAGGCUCCUUUCCUUCAGUGUCUUAAAUACUUUCACACCAUCUCCAUUGUAGAUCUACAGGCCUCCAUGCCUCCUGACAGCAGCACAGACUUUGACAUGCACCUUGUACAGGCUGUUCGAGGACUGAAAGAACUGCAUCAUGACUUGGCAGCUGAUAUAUUUGUAUCUUUCUGCAAUGAAGAUGAAGUGGGGGAUAAACCAGGAAUUAUAUCACCAUCAAGAGUAAUCAAUGAGAUGAUGAAAAUAGGCUACAAAAGCUGGGUUGCUGACAAAAACUCUUCAAUGGACGAAAUGGUGAAGGCUUUAAUGGAUGCUAAGUUGUUUGUGGUAUUCAUGACAAAUGCAUAUGUCAAUGAUGAGGUGUGUUGCAAUCUCUUCAAGUAUGCUCGCCUCACCUUGCACAAGCCAUUGUUGCUGAUUACUGUAGGCACUGGCUUUGAGUGGCAACAAGGGAGACUUGGCAUUCUUCUGGCAGAUGAGGUUUAUGUGAACAUGCAACAGGCAGAUAGAUAUGAGAUUAAACUUAAAGAGCUGAAAGAAAGACUGAAAGAUCGAAUUACCCAGAAAGUUGCCAGAGAAGAAAAAGAGUUCCCCCCUUGCUUCAUCAGUUACUGCUGGCAAAAUUCUACCAGAGCAGUUGCUAGAGGCUCUAGAGCUAUAGAAGGAGCCAUUGGCUAUGGUGAUCCACGAGACAUUAAAGACUUUCUGGAGAGCAAAGGCAUUGCAUGCUGGAUUGAUGUGGAACGCGUUGGUUUACAUGGUUUAUUUGAGGACAUUGGAGAGGGUCUGGCCAAAGCCAAGGUUGUGGUAGCUUGUAUAUCAGAUCAGUAUGCAACUUCAAAUAACUGCAUGGUGGAAUUCCGUUAUGCUGCCAACGCUUUGAAGCUACCAAUUAUAUUGGCUAUUGUUGGGACCGGCAGCAGAUGGAGGGCUACUGAGGUAGGCACACUGUCCCAGAAUUAUCCAAUGGUAAGCUUUCAAGAACAGCAAAGUCAAGCAGCCUUUGAACGCCUAGCUAACAUGAUUCAACAAUACCUUGUCACUCCAUGUAUUGAACGUGAGAAAGUGAAGGUGGCCAAAGAUGGCCAUGACCACAAGUCCCUUUCCUUUCAGGAGCUGUGUGAGCUGGUGCAGCGUAAAUUUCUACGCCAGCUUGCAGUUUAUGCAGAGAUCCAAGAUAGCAUCAUAUAUCCAAGGCUUUUCCUCAUUGAUUUCGUUAAAACUUUCAUGGACCCUGCUCAAGUACCAAGUGGAGAGGUGAAAAAUGGAGGUGAAGGUAAUCAGACACAGACACAGGAUGCUUCCAAGGUGGAUUUCCGUGAGAAGAGUUAUUGUGCACAUAUCUUGUGUGAACAGGAGGAGGGUUGGCACGUUUCAGGAGAUCCUUUACCUCUGCCACCUCAGUUUGGAACUACAUUAGAAAAAUAUGCUCCCUUCAUGGCCAGAAUCACAGCCAUUGCCAAAUACAGCAAGAAAAUGGUCAUGAAUUGCAUGGGAACAGAAGUGGGCAAGCAAUUUCUUCAGUGGCUAGAAAAGAAUCCUCAGAUUACAGAAAAUUCUGAUUUCCAAGACAGUUACCAUGCACUACGCCAGACUAUUGCAGAAGCAGACCAGUCCAGUGUUAUGGGUAAUACGGCCAGAUGCCAUCUUCCAAAUGGCCGUGUGGUAUGGUUGUGUGAAAAGCACAGGAAGAAUGCAAGAGUAACAGUGCUAAGCGAGGCAGACACCAUUACUAGCUCGCUUCAUACUACUGAGUCUGUUUCUGUGGACUACAUGAUUCAAGCCCUCCGUGAAAUGAACACCACAGACAUGUCAAAACAUGAGCCUCACAAUGAAUUCUCCACAGGAAAGCAUUCAAAGCUGCUACAUACUAAGCACGAAAUUCCAACCUCAGGAGCGUCGCCAUCUUCAUUGACUCUGUCAAGCACAGCCAGAGAUACAUCUUCUACAGAAUCUAAGUCAUUACAGCCAUUCACAUCAUCACAGACACUUCAGGUACAGGAGACUGUUGGACUUACAGGAUCUCUGCAUCGUCAGCCCUCUCAACUAACCUUCUCUGGAGUGAAGAGCAGAACAUGUGUUUUGAUGUAGCUGUGGCAGACUACACAUUUUAAUUCCUCCUUCAUUCCUCUUUAGAGCAAAGAUCUCCACUUUCAGCACAGACUUUUAGAGUUUGGGGCCAUACAUUGUUUUCUGUAAGAUUGAGGUGAAACUGUGUUUUUCACGUUACACUGUUAUUUAAAAACUAGCUUCAGCUGUUGUCGAUCAUAGUGGACCAAAGGUAAUUGUCAUGAUAGCAGUUGAUUUAGAUUCAGUUUGAAUUUGGUACUUUGAAACUGUCGUCAGGAGUUUUGUCAUUGUGCAUGUGAUUGCAUCUACAGGAAUGGGAACGUUCUUUGCCUUAUAUCUGAGAUUCAAGCUGUUUGCACACUAUAUAUAGGAAAAAUCAUGCUUUUUUAGAUUUUGUGAUUUAUUAAACAUUAUACAGUUGCUACAAACUUUGCACUCAGGUAUUGUCUUCUAGUAUUUAAUCUGAAUUGCACAGGUUUAAGAAAAACAUUCAUAUUCACAUGCUUUAUCAUAUAUAUAUAUAUGUUUGUACAUAAGGAGGUAGAAAUUAGUGCAAUAUUUGUCUUGGAUAUUCUUAUACUUAUACACACCGCUUGAGUACAAAAUUAAAUUCACUUCCGGAUACUAUUUUCAAAUAUCUGAUCAAGUAAAUAUUCUGUUCAUGAGAUAGAGCUAUUUCAUGUUUUGAUUCUCUUUAUUGUAACAUCAUAAAGUGGGUUUGCUGCUACAGUGACACAUCAUCAUGAUUGAAAUAUAGUAUCACACUAGCUGCACUCAUUAAUGAUGUCAGAAGUUAGAUCUAGGUAAAAUAUCUCCUACUUUUCCAAAAGAAGUUUAUGAAAAAGUAUUUUCCUGAAGAGCUAAUGGCAACCAUAUUUUGCUAACCUGCAACAUUUGUAUAGUAAAGACUGUGACGGCAGUGAUAAGUGAUAAGGCUGUGGCGCGCUGUGUGACAUCACCGAGGGAGAGGAAAUGUCGGUCUUUGUUAGGAUUUGAACCUCAAGGGAUCUUUGGUGUGUCGUUAGUUGGAAUAGAGAUAUAUAUGUAUCUAUGACCAAGUAUUCAUGUCAUCAGCUCACACUGGGAUCGAGUUGAUGUGAUCGGAGGAUGAAAGAUUCCAGUGUCAUUUCUCUUAUUAAACACAAUAUCCUAUAAAACACUCAACUUUGUCCCCAUGAACAGACAUGAAAAUAGAUGAGAUUCAAACUGAUCCUACUCUUUACGAGAUUCUAAGCAGUUUUAUUUUGCCUUUACAAUCGCUUUAAGUUUAUCUUCAUCUGUGCAGUUCAAAUGCACAAAUUUCCUUCAUAGAUAGGUAAUCAUUUCCAGAAUAUAUAAAUUUAAUAAAGAAAUUAUGAUAUUAGAAGGACGUACUACUCGUUCAGCUUUUACACAACUGUCUGUAAGUUGAAUAUGUACAAAGCUAAUGAUAUACUGUAUAUAUAAUAAUGCACAAGAAGAAUAUUCAAUUUGGUAUUUAAAAAUGUAGCAUAUUUUGGGGAGCUUGUUUCUGUUAGAUGCUCCUCACAGAAGCUACAUUUGGUAGACCAAUUAACAUUAAAGAACAUUUAAAUCACAA